Molecule: messenger RNA, 3351 nt
Organism: Syzygium oleosum
Lineage: Eukaryota; Viridiplantae; Streptophyta; Magnoliopsida; Myrtales; Myrtaceae
Product: chaperone protein ClpB3, mitochondrial
Exons: 10
Coding region: 114-3098 (994 amino acids)
Biological process (GO): protein refolding; cellular response to heat
Cellular component (GO): cytoplasm
Molecular function (GO): ATP hydrolysis activity; ATP binding
Source: RefSeq, a predicted model, not a curated record
CGGAUCACCACCCGCCACCCUCCUCUCCUCCUUCUUCUUCUUCUUGCUCCUCCUCGUUUCAAAACGUCUUCUUCUUCGCUACCCCAGUUCAGGAACCUCUCCCGCUCCUUCAAAUGGCCACCAGGAGAACCGCCUCGAAGCUCACCAAGGCCGCCGCCCUGGCCGCGGCGAACGCGGCCUCGGCGCCCCCCACGCGUCGCUCCGCCGGCGGCGCCCCCCUAUCGCGCUCUCGAUCGCUUGCCGGCGCCGCUUCCGGUUUCGGGAGCUGCAUCAACCCGUUGACCGGUCCGUCGCCGCUCCGCGAGGCUAAUGCUCUCGCUUCGGUAUCGGCCGGUGCCGUCAGGCUCCGCGGCGCCAUCGGCUUCGAUUCGCGGGACUUUGGCCGUUCCUCUGCGGCUUACUCGACCGCCGCGAGCGCGUCUCAGACAAAUCCAUCAGAGUUCACUGAGAUGGCCUGGGAGGGCAUUGUUGGCGCUGUUGAUGCAGCUCGAGUAAGCAAACAACAAGUGGUGGAAACUGAGCAUCUAAUGAAAGCUCUUUUGGAGCAGAAGGAUGGUUUAGCCAGGAGAGUUCUCACCAAAGCUGGUCUUGACAACACAUCAGUUCUGCAGGCUUUGGACGACUUCAUAUCCCAACAACCAAAGGUUGUGGGCGAUACUAGUGGCCCUAUAAUGGGCUCAAACCUUGCCUCCCUUUUGGACAAUGCUCGGAAGUACAAGAAAGAAAUGGGAGAUGAUUUUGUUUCUGUGGAGCAUUUAUUGCUUGCAUUUCAUUCUGAUAAGAGGUUUGGGCAGCAAUUAUUUCGAAAUCUCCAGCUCAGUGAGAAGGAUUUGAGGGAGGCCAUUCAAGCUGUUCGUGGAAAUCAAAGAGUAACAGAUCAAAACCCGGAAGGAAAAUAUGAAGCACUCGAGAAAUAUGGCAGUGACUUGACGGAAAUGGCUCGGCGGGGCAAGCUUGAUCCUGUUAUCGGUCGUGACGAUGAGAUCCGGCGUUGCAUUCAAAUAUUAUGUAGGAGAACUAAAAAUAAUCCAGUAAUUAUUGGUGAGCCAGGUGUGGGGAAAACUGCAAUUGCUGAAGGGUUGGCUCAACGUAUAGUCCGUGGGGAUGUACCGGAGCCACUGUUGAACAGAAAGUUGAUUUCCUUGGAUAUGGGAGCACUAGUUGCAGGCGCUAAGUUCCGUGGAGAUUUUGAGGAACGACUGAAAGCUGUCUUGAAGGAAGUAACAGCUUCAAAUGGGCAGAUUAUAUUGUUCAUUGAUGAGAUUCACACUGUUGUAGGUGCAGGAGCGACAAGUGGCGCAAUGGAUGCAGGGAACUUGUUGAAACCAAUGUUAGGUCGCGGUGAGCUACGUUGCAUAGGUGCAACAACACUGAAUGAGUAUAGGAAGUUCAUUGAGAAGGAUGCUGCUCUAGAGCGUAGGUUUCAACAAGUGUUUUGCGGGCAGCCAUCUGUUGAGGACACUAUUUCCAUUCUUCGCGGAUUGCGUGAGCGGUAUGAACUACACCAUGGCGUUAAAAUAUCAGACAGCGCCCUUGUUUCAGCUGCUGUCCUUUCAAAUCGUUACAUUACCGAACGCUUUCUGCCUGACAAAGCCAUUGAUCUAGUUGAUGAAGCCGCAGCAAAGCUGAAAAUGGAGAUUACAUCCAAGCCUACUGAAUUGGAUGAGAUAGACCGAGCUGUGCUUAAGUUGGAGAUGGAGAAGUUAUCUCUGAAAAAUGACACAGAUAAAGCAUCUAAAGAAAGGUUGCAUAAGUUGGAAAAUGACUUAAAUUUGCUUAAACAGAAGCAAAAAGAACUGACAGAGCAGUGGGAAAGUGAAAAAGCUCUUAUGACUCGGAUUCGAUCAAUUAAAGAGGAGAUUGAUAGAGUUAACCUGGAGAUGGAAGCUGCCGAGCGUGAAUACAACUUAAACCGUGCUGCUGAACUCAAAUAUGGAACGCUCAUUUCGCUUCAGCGCCAGUUAAAGGAGGCUGAAAAGAAUCUUGCAGAAUUCAGGAAAUCAGGAAAAUCUUUGCUACGAGAAGAGGUCACUGAUCUUGACAUCGCUGAAAUUGUCAGCAAAUGGACUGGCAUUCCCUUGUCGAACCUUCAACAGUCAGAGAAGGAAAAGCUAGUAAUGCUGGAGGAGGUCUUUCACAAGAGGGUGGUUGGUCAAGAUAUAGCAGUUAAAUCAGUAGCUGAUGCAAUCCGUCGUUCGAGGGCUGGAUUAUCUGAUCCAAACCGACCAAUAGCAAGUUUUAUGUUUAUGGGCCCUACUGGUGUUGGCAAAACUGAGCUUGCCAAGGCUUUAGCUGGAUAUCUCUUCAACACAGAAAAUGCUCUUGUUAGAAUAGAUAUGAGUGAGUACAUGGAGAAACAUGCGGUUUCACGUUUGGUUGGUGCACCUCCUGGUUAUGUGGGAUAUGAAGAAGGUGGGCAGCUGACUGAAGUGGUUCGGCGAAGACCUUAUUCUGUUGUGCUCUUUGAUGAGAUUGAAAAGGCACAUCACGACGUGUUCAACAUUUUGUUACAGCUGUUGGAUGAUGGAAGAAUAACUGAUUCCCAGGGAAGGACUGUCAGUUUUACAAAUUGUGUCGUGAUAAUGACUUCUAAUAUAGGCUCUCACUUUAUACUCGAAACUCUCCGUAAUACAAGGGACAGUAAGGAAGUAAUUUAUGACAUUAUGAAAAGACAAGUUGUUGAGUUGGCCAGACAAACAUUCCGCCCAGAGUUUAUGAAUCGAAUUGAUGAGUACAUUGUAUUCCAGCCACUGGACUCCAAUGAAAUUGGCAAAAUUGUGAAUCUCCAGAUGGACCGGUUGAAAGAACGACUAAAACAGAAGAAAAUUGAACUUCACUACACUGAGGAAGCCGUUGUGCUUCUUGGGACAUUGGGCUUCGAUCCAAAUUUUGGCGCCAGACCUGUGAAGAGGGUGAUCCAACAGUUGGUUGAGAACGAAAUCGCUAUGGGUAUCUUGAGAGGAGAUUUCAAGGAGGACGACUCGGUGAUUGUCGAUGCUGUCACGUCACCUUCAGCCAAGGACCGUCCCCCGCAGAAGAGGCUGUGCAUCAAGAGGUUGGAGAGCAGCCCAAUGGAUGCGAUGGUUGCCAAUGAUUGACAUUGAGUAACACGUGUCUCAUGCUGCUCGCACAUACGUCACCCUGCUUCAUUCUGGUAAGUGAUAAGAUUUUGAUUGUGCUGGUCAAGUGUUCAAGUUAGCUUCAAGUGUACAACGAGUCAAGAUAGCUACAACCAACCGCCCACCUUUAGCUGGUUUUUGUGGACAUAAGGUAUCUGUACAUAAUGUCCCAUGCAGCGCGAGUUCCACCCUAUUAAUUGGCCUGUUUCAAUGUCAGAGUUAAUGUUUCUUU